Molecule: messenger RNA, 6334 nt
Organism: Drosophila subpulchrella
Lineage: Eukaryota; Metazoa; Arthropoda; Insecta; Diptera; Drosophilidae
Gene: Srrm234
Product: serine/arginine repetitive matrix protein 2
Exons: 9
Coding region: 1354-5997 (1547 amino acids)
Source: RefSeq, a predicted model, not a curated record
CAACACGCUCAGGAAUCGUUACAUAGAAACUCUAUAUAUAUAUAUUUGUACAUACAAAAUAGAAGCAAUUAACGCCUGUUAAAAAGAACGACUAAGUGUCCUUGGCGAGGACAGUGAUAGGCAGGCGAUGAAGUUGGCGGAGAGGUGCCGCCGCAAGGGAACCGGAAAGAAAAGCCCGAUAAGCGCUGGAAAAUCGCUGGAAAAAUCAAUAACCGUCCCGUUGGGAGCCAGGCAUCAAAUUCAGCCAUAAGCCUACUAAUCAAAAGGGAAAACCAAAAUAAAAAUCGUGAUCCCAAUGAACGGGAGGGAGUGCUCGGCACCCAGGCAGCCCUUCAAGUGUGCCAGAGGAGGAGAGGCAACCCAAAUGCACCCGCUGAAGGGAACCCCAGUGCCGGUGGUGGUGGUGGAAGUGGAUGUGGUGACUGACAGCCCUUGGUCUUGGUCCACCCCUAAAUCAGCAUUGCAACCCGCUGCCGAGCCGUGGAUUAAGGGCUCAUUUCGUCGUCGUCGUGUCUACUAUUCUAGUGGUUGUUGUUGCAAGUGCUAGAAGUGGAGCCCCAUUGAAAUGGUAUCAUGGCCGGCCGAGGCAAUACUUGAUACCUAAGCCGAACGAAUGCAACAAAUCACUAAAUAAGUCUUCCAAUCCUAGUCAGUAAUUAAUUAGUCUAAGUCGCGAAGUGAAGAAGGCAAGUGCGCGAAGUUGCGGCAAUCGGAGUUAAUCAAAUAAUAAUAGAAGUUCUAGUCCAAUGUCUCCUAAAAACAUCCAACGUCUUCCAGAAGGAUAAGAAUACACAAAAUUAUUAAAAAGUCUUGGGUUUCGCAUAAUGUAGCCCAAAGUGAAAUCAAAUAAAUGCUAAUCCAUCGUCUUCCAAUCGUAAUCGAUGAAAUUAUAGCAGAAUAUCUUAUAAACAAACUAUUUUUGUAAUUAUAUAAAGCAUAAAUCCACUGUCUUCUAAUUACAUGGGUUAAAACAUUUAUUUACACUUACAAAAUAUAAAAUCUAUAAAAUCGCGAAUCGAAGAUACCGAAAAAGCUAAAUUACCAAACUUAUUUAUAAUUGAAAUCCACUGUCUUCCGAAAAAAUGGAUAUAUAAAGUGUAAAUGUAUUUUUGUAUUAUAAAGAAAUUCUAUUAAAACCCGCGAGUUAAAUAUAACUAUUAAAAAUGCCUAUAUAAACGGAUUAAUAAAUAAAUAAUAACAUUUAAAAGAUCCACUGUCUUCCACGUACAUGGAUUUAUAUAUAAUAAAGAAAAUCAAAAUUAAGAACUAUUUAUAAAGAAGAUUCAGGCCCCUCGAACAUCUUACAAAAAAACAAAUAUUUAAGUGAAUAACUUAAGAACAAUAAAAACCACAAUGCUUUCCUCGGAGAUCUACAGUAACACCACAACAUCCACGGCUAUGGCGGCAGUGGGAGUCACGGCAACUGCCUCUGUGGCCACUGCAUCCACGACCACAACAACGAUGGCGGCCACCACAGUGCAGGUGGUGAAACCGAAGAAACGCCGAAAGCGACGCAAACGCGCAGGUCACGCAAUCGCCACCACCACCGCCACCGAAAAGAGCACGACCAACCCCGGCAGCAAGCCGAGCAGUCCCAGUCCCCGUCCCCAAACCGGGGAAAGCCUCUCCUCCAUUCCUGCUGCCUCCGCAAACGGGGGCAGGAAGAGCAAGGCACCAUACUUCCAGCACGACAACCGGGAGUACCUGGCCAAGUACGAGAGCUUCCGUUUGACCGCCCACACGUGGAACUACGCGGCGGUGGCCAGGAAGUUCAAGCCCUUGCGGCCGGCGUUGGCAAGCGGCGCCAACAAGACCAGGCGACCAGCAGUCUCCAAGAGGUCGCAUUCGGAUUGCGCUUGCGCCUGCCAGCUGAAAGACCCGGAGCCGGCACUCGAGCCGGGUCACCGAACAGCUGAGCACUCCAUCCAGAGGGAACUGCCUGCGUCACAGGCCAAAAUCAAUAUCGAUGGUAGCGUGCUGCUCGAGCUACUCAAGUAUUCCUCGAGCAGCCUGCUGGAGACACUGCUGGGAGCCGGCAGUGCGAUGGCCUCAAGCGCUCGCGACACCCAUCAAAUAGCCGAGGCUCAGCAGCAGAAGAACGCAAAGCUGCGCGAGGCCUUUAACAUAACCGAGUACUUUGUGGAGGGCAGCAGCUUCGACAGCGAUCGCAAGGCGAAGGAGGACCUGGCCAAAAGCGUGGCUCUGCAAAAGGAACUGGACGCCCAGCGCGAAAGCCUCGCGGCGGCGGCAGCUGCCGCAGCAGCAGGCAAGGACAAGGAGACCGGGAAGCGCUAUGCCCUAGUGCGCACUCCCUCCCGCGAACGGGAGCGGGAGCGCGAUCGCGAUGGAGGCGAUGCAGUGGCUAGCGGGGAUGAGCGCGAGCAUGUCUCCAAGUCGGACAAGAAGAAGCGCAAGAAGCGCGCCAGAGAGAGUUCGGCCAGUCCUGAGCGCAAGAAGGACAAGAAGAAAAAGUCGAAGAAGCACAAGAAAGAGAGUAAGUCGAAGAAGAAAAAGUCGCGUAAGCGCAAGCACAGCGAGAGUGGCCGUGAUACCGACAAGGACAGCGAUGAGGAGGACGACAGCAGCGAGGAGGAUCGGCGCGAGUCGAAGAGUGCCCGCAAGAAAGCCAAGAAGGACAAGGAUAGCUUUCAAUGGCUCUCUUGUAGUUUUAAAAAACGCGACAAAAAGCUGAAAAAGAAGUCACGCGCCCGUGCCAGCUCCACGGAUUCGGAGCGCUCAAACUCUCCAUCACGGAAGGAGAACAAGUCGGACAAGUCGCGUGGGAUUAAGGCUUCCAAGUCCGAUGAGAAGACUUCGCAGCAGGAUAAGGCGACAACGCGCAGCCGUUCUCGAGAGCGUCGCAAGGAUACAAAAGCCAGGCCGCAGGAAUCCUCUAUAGACAGCCGACGACAAAAGUCGAGGGAACGGUCUGCGGUUACCCCACCACGUAAGGAGCCGGAAAGGCUGCGAGAGCGCUCAAAGGACAGGCAAAGGUCCAAGGAAAGACAGCGAUCGAGGGAAAGACUGCGUUCUAAGGAAAGACAGCGGUCUAAGGAAAGACAGCGAUCCAAGGAGAGACAGAGGUCCAAGGAAAGACAGCGAUCCAAGGAAAGACAGCGGUCUAAGUCCAAGGAAGGACAGAGAUCCAAGGAUAGACAGCGUUCCAAGUCCAAGGAACGACAGAGAUCCAAGGAAAGACAGAGAUCCAAGGAUAGACACCGAUCCAAGGAAAGACAGCGAUCCAAGGAGCGACAAAGAUCCACGGAAAGGCGCAGGUCCAAGGAUAAAAAACAAUCGGUGGACAAAAGGCGAGACAGGUCCAAGGAUCGAUCAAAGGAAGAGCAGAGGUCCAACGAGGGGCAACGAUCAAAGGAGAGACAACGAUCAAAAGAAAGGCAGCUGUCCAAGGAUAGGCAAGGAUUAAAGGAAAGGCAACGCUCCAAGGAAAGGCAACACUCCAAAGAAAGGCAACGGUCCAAGGAGAGGCAACGAUCAAGGGAACGUCAACGCUCCAAGGAACGGCAGCGCUCCAAGGACAGGCAACGCUCCAAGGAACGGCAGCGCUCCAAGGAUCGCCCAGCCAAGGAAUCCCGGCCCACAAACUCGCCCAAGGAGCGAAGCCCCAAAAAGAAGGAUGACCGCCGUCAACGAUCGCCAUCCAAUGCGAGCAGAAAGCGAACCGAUGACACCAAGUUAAGCCGCAAUUCCCGAUCCCAAUCGCCAGCCCAUUCCCCAGAGGCGCCGCCCAAGAAGACGGUUCCGACGCCAGCCUUCAAUCCCUUCAAGGCCGCCGAAGACACAGUAAACGAUAUUCUGGGCACAAAGUCGGUGAUGGUGGCCCUGGAGCAGACCAAGCGACAGAGGGCGGCAUCCAGCUCUAGCUCGGAUUCCGAUAGUUCUAGUAGUAGUUCGUCUGUCUCCCGGACACCAUCGCCCAAGCCCACUCCCAAAAAAAUAAAAAAGAGGAGUAGGACACCAGAGCCGAAAGAGGUAAAGAAGGAAGCUAGUCCCAAGAAAGAGCGCCGCAGGAGUGUGAAGCGGGAGCGUUCGAACUCCCCGCAGGUAGUCAAGACAAAAAACAAGCUGGUCGAACCGAGUCCCAAACCAGCGAGGCGUCGUUCCCGCUCAAGUUCCUCGGAGUUGCGAUACUCGCCUGCCGAACGGCAUCCGGAGCGCUACCAGGACAUAAUCCAGGACAAGAAGCGCCCGUCCAAGGCUAGGGAAGCCCCCGCCACGAAACCUGCUCCAGUGGUCCGGCUAAGGGCACAAAGCGACGACGGGAGCGAUGCCGAAACAGGAGUGGAUGGCACCGCUUUGGAGGAAUUCCAGCAGAGUAGGCGGGAGCGCGAGGAGCAGCAGGAACUUCGCAUGCUGGAGCAGCUUAAGUCGGGGAUUGCGGCCAAGGCAAAGCAGAAGAUCAGGAUCAUGGAAAAGGACCCGGCCAAAGAGGGCAGCGAAGUAAGUGGCAGCGACCUGGUGACGGCUACUAAACGUAACUCGCUAAGCGAAUUCCUUGUUGCUAACAAUGUGACCGCUUUGAUUAACCCACUGACAACGACCACGCCCCCGCCGUGCUUGGCGGUGAUCCUGCCGCUGGAGCAGCGCAAGGAGUCGCCGGUGCCGCUGCGGGAUCCGGAACAGGAGCUGUCCGUGUCUGUGGAGGAGCCGCUCAACAAGAAAAGGGACGCCAGCACACCGCCCAUUUGCAAGACGCCCCACGUGGCGGCGAAUGGCGAGGCCAAGAGUCCGACAGUGGGUCACAAGAUCCACAUGCACCACAGGCCGCCUCCACAGCACCUGCAUCACCCGCCGCAGCAGCAGCAACAUCCGCAGCAUCCGCCGGGGAAGCGCAUCUUCCACAACCGCACUCUGAACAAUAACCCUAACAGUAGACAUAGUACUAACAACCCUCAUGCAUGUGGUGGUGGCGGGGUCCCUCAUUCGAAUCCCAACAGUAGCACUAGCAGCGGUAACAGCGGCAGCAAUCCGGGGAUGCUGCCCUUCCUGGCCGGCACGCCGGGCACCUACAACCGAACCACCAAUCGCCUCAACCACGGCCCCCUGCUGACCGCCACCCACUACAACAUCUGCAAGAACCAUCAGCACAGUCUGCAGCAGCAGCAGGCCCAUCACCUGGCUCGUGGCCUGGUCUACAACUCGGCUCUCUUCGGGCACGGACCCCGGCAUCCGGGACUCCUGUCCCUGACGGGAGCUGGCGUGGGCGUGGGUGGGCAAGGUGCUCCGCUGCUGGGUCAUCCGCCGCUUGUCCGGGGUGGUGGCGGUCCCAUUAGCUUCAAUGCGGCGGCAGCGGCUGCGGCCGUGGCUGCCAAUAGUAUUAGCUACCAUCAUCAUCACCAUCAGCACCAACAGAAACCGAAAAUCGUUAUAAAACCCUUCAAAAUUCACGAUCCACAGCCCCUAGUCGCGGCGCUCGCGGACAGUUCGCUGGUGGACGCCAUCGUCUCCAAGGUAUCCACGGCCACCGUGGCGGCGGCAGCGGCGGCGGAGAGUGCGGCUCGCAGGAGCAGGAGUCGAGAGCGUAGGAGCCGGAGUCGCAGCAAGCGGCGCACGAGCGGAAGCCAUCAUCGACAUCACUCCAGCAGUCGCUCCAGAUCGCGGUACAGCUCAUCCAGCAGUCGGAGUGGAUCACGCAGUUCCAGGUCCCGCUCCGGGUCGCACUCCUCCCGCUCCAGCUGCUCCUCGCACAGCAGCUCGGGCAGCUCCUCCUCCGGCAGCGGCUCCGCAUCAUCACAGUCCGGCUCCCGGUCACCCUCCAUCCCCAGGCGUCGCGGCUCGCCCAGCUUUCUGGACAGACGUCGCAUAACGAGUGCUCGCAAGCGACCGAUUCCGUAUCACCACAAAGGCACCGGGGAGGGGGAGGCGGCCGAGGAGGCCUCCAGUUGCUGCUCCAGUUGCUUCAGCCGCACCAGCAGUCCCGCCACGCCCCUCCUCACGCCCCUGCGCAACAGCCGGAGUCCCUCGAUGGCCGCCUUCUGAGUGUUAACCGCGUCGCUGCGCAAGAUGUGCGGCGAUUCCUGAGGAGGGGACAUGGAUCACUCGAACACUCUCAUCAGCCCUAGUCACCUAGUCAUCAAUCCUAGUCAGACCCUCCUAGUCCCUAAGAUACAUACAUAGUUGUUAUGCGCAUUUAACUUGUUUUACACUGCAUUCCGUAGCCCUAAGUUAGUCAUCAUCUGCCCAUGAAUUUACUAGCGAAAUUAUACUGUAGCCCCGAUAUUAAGCCAAUAAUACUCGUUCGUAAGCCUUUGCUCGAUUAUUUGCUAGUUAUAAGCUGCGUUUUAAUAUAAAUAAAUUAUUUGUUGCAUCUCUAAAA